AUGCCUGGCGCUGGUUCGAGGGGCAUUGCCCUGUUGGUAUGGAUCGUCGUCUUCACCGUCAUUGACGCCGUGGCGUUGGCCCUGCGCUUCUGGGCCGGGCGCAUUAUGCGCAGAGGCUUCUACUGGGAUGACGGAAUGAUUGGGUUUGCAUUUGCAAACAUCAUUGCGCUUCAGGGUGUUGUCGUAUGGGCCAUCUACAACGGCCUGGGCAAGCACACCAACGAACUUACUCUUCCCGAGUAUGCGGUUCAGUUCAAGCUCAUCCUCGCCAGUGGCGUCACCUGGCUCCUGGGCACCAUCUUCAUCAAGUUCGCCAUCUUGUGGAUGUACACGCGCAUCUUCGCCACGGCCCAGUUCAAGCGCUGGUCGCGCAUCCUGAUGGGCGUCGUGGGGGCGUACGGCGUCGCGUUCCUCAUCCUCUUCAUGAGCCGCUGCACGCCCAUGUCGCAGCAGUGGGCACCCGUCGAGGGCGGCCACUGCCGCGACAUCACCAUCGACCAGAUCGUCUCCGUGACCAUCAACAUCGUCGUCGACAUCGCCAUGACGGCCCUCCCGAUGCCCGCGCUUUGGGGUCUCCAGAUGCCUCUACGGAACAAGGUCGCCGUCACCGCCAUGUUUGGCAUGGGAAUCACCACCAUCGCCAUCAUGGUUUGGCGCCUCAUCAACACGGUCACCACCAUCGGCGACCUCGACUUCGUCUACAACCUGCACGACAUUGGCCUCAUCAGCCUGCUGGAGCUCUGGAUCGGCAUCAUCAUCGCCUGCCUGCCCACGCUCGGCCCCCUGCUCAAGACCUACGUCAAGCCCGCCGUCUCCAAGAUCGGCUCCAAGCUGACGAACCCGUCGACGGACCGCGGCAACAUCCACCUGAAGGACUUGAACAGCACGCAGGGCAGCCGGGUGCACCACCCGCGCAGGACGUACGACAAGCUCGGCGAUAAUGUCUCGUAUGUCGACCUGGAGCGCGGCAGCAAGGACCCCGCCGUCACGACAAAGUGCCACUACGCCCCCGGCGCCGACGCGCCCAGGGAUAGCCGGCCGGUGAUUUACGUCCAGCAGGACAUUACCACUUCACAAGAUUCGUGGGAGAGAAGACAAAUAUGA
Messenger RNA from Colletotrichum chrysophilum, 1104 nucleotides. RefSeq lists its product as uncharacterized. NCBI's taxonomy places the organism in Eukaryota, Fungi, Ascomycota, Sordariomycetes, Glomerellales, Glomerellaceae. Bases 1 to 1104 code for a protein of 367 amino acids. The record is from RefSeq and is a predicted model, not a curated record. The transcript has 4 exons.